This is a messenger RNA of Talaromyces rugulosus, 2451 nucleotides long. RefSeq lists its product as uncharacterized. Gene Ontology annotation, molecular function: RNA binding. Bases 1 to 2451 code for a protein of 816 amino acids. The record is from RefSeq and is a predicted model, not a curated record. NCBI's taxonomy places the organism in Eukaryota, Fungi, Ascomycota, Eurotiomycetes, Eurotiales, Trichocomaceae. The transcript has 4 exons.
AUGGAGAGCUCCAGAGUCUUUGUCUCGGGCCUCCCGCCCACGAUCUCCAACCAUGACCUGGGAAAGCAUUUCUCCGGUCGCUUUCAAGUAACCGAUGCUCAUGUUAUCCCCAGUCGCCGCAUUGGCUUCGUGGGGUUCAAGGAAGCGGCGCAUGCAAAGCAGGCUGUAGACUACUUUCACAAAACAUAUCUGAGAAUGUCCAAGAUCUCAGUAGAAAUGGCUCGUUCCACCGCAGAGAUGGAGUCGACCAAAAACCAGAACACCCCUGACCGGCAAGAGUCAUCCAGUACUAACAACCUCAAGCGAAAGCGCGGGGCAGAAGACCCAAACAAGGAUGCUAAGCUCAACGAAUUUUUGAGUGUGAUGCAGCAUUCCUCCAAAACAAGGACAUGGGCAAACGAUGACGAUGGUCUUGUUCAGCCAUUGGCGGCUAACGAAGCGGCCAAUAACACUGACAAGAUAGAAGAAACUGCCGAGAAGGUUCCAGAGAAUCCCGUCAAGAAGCCAAAAGUCAAAACAGCCCCUGUUGCUCAUAGUGCAGCUCAAGAGCAGACACCACAAGUAUCUGAAGACGCUGAGAAUGAUAAUAUGGAUACCCAAGAUGACUCCGCACCCACAGAUGGUCAAGAAGACCAGCCGAAAUCAGACGCUGACUGGCUCCGGUCAAAGACCAGCCGUCUUUUAGGUCUUCUUGAUGAGGAAGAGCAGACUGAAGUCAAAGCUCCAUCUUCAGAAAGUGAAGACGAUAGUGAUAAACCAGCCAAGUCAAAAAUACAACAACCGGAAGAAAUUUUCGAGUCUCAGGCUUCGCCCGAGGAAGAAGAAAUAGAGGAAGAAAGGGAUUAUGAUGCGGACGUUGAACUAAUCCGCACUUCUGGCCGACUAUUUCUUCGUAAUUUAGCCUACGGUGCAACCGAGACAGACUUGGAACCGAUUUUUGCUCCGUUUGGAAAGAUUGAUGAAAUACACGUCGCCUUCGAUACCCGGACCACAUCCAGUAAAGGCUUCGCGUACAUACAAUAUAUAGACCCUUCUUCCGCGGUGAAUGCCUAUAAGAGCUUGGACGGGAAAGAUUUCCAAGGACGUUUACUUCACAUUCUACCGGCAUCUGCCAAAAAGUCAUAUAAAAUUGAUGAUUACGAAUUAUCGAAAUUGCCUUUGAAGAAACAAAAACAGAUAAAACGUAAAAUGGAAGCAUCAUCGUCCACGUUCAAUUGGAACUCCUUGUAUAUGAAUACGGACGCUGUAAUGUCAUCUGUAGCAGAUAGACUGGGAGUCUCCAAAGCCGAACUGCUUGAUCCUACAUCAUCCGAUGCUGCCGUCAAGCAGGCACACGCCGAAACUCAUGUUAUCCAGGAGACAAAGUCUUACUUCACCUCGAACGGAGUCAACCUGGACUCAUUCCAACAACGGGAGCGUGGAAACACUGCAAUCCUAGUCAAGAACUUCUCAUACGGUGUCAAGUCUACGGAACUGAAAAAGCUUUUCGAACCUUUUGGGCAAUUGACGCGUUUCCUGAUGCCCCCAAGCGGAACAAUCGCCAUAGUCGAAUUUGCUCGGCCAGAUGAAGCACAGAAGGCGUUCAAAGGCUUGGCUUACAGGAAACUAGGAGACUCGAUUCUUUUCCUCGAACGUGCUCCAAAGAACCUGUUUGAUGCACCCGCCACAGCAGCUAUUCAAUCAGCUUCCUCAGAGAUUAAAGCCAAAUCUCAAGGCUUCUCUGCAACCGACACCUUUGCCGCAGAAGAUAACGAGAUACAACCUCCUACAACGACACUGUUUGUGCGUAACUUGAAUUUCACUACAACGAACAAGCGACUCACAGAAGUCUUUGAACCUUUGGAUGGAUUUUUGUCAGCCAAGGUCAAAACAAAACAAGACCCGAAGCGGCCAGGCGAGACGCUCAGUAUGGGCUUUGGCUUUGUCGAGUUUCGAACCAAGGAGCAGGCACAGACCGCACUCGCUGCUAUGGAUGGCUACAGCUUAGACCAGCAUGAACUUGUUGUUAAAACGUCGCACAAGGGCAUGGAUGCAGCCGAAAGUAGGCGACGAGAAGACACCGCGAAGAAGGUUGCGGCGAGGCGAACAAAGAUUAUCAUCAAGAACUUGCCUUUCCAGGCUACCAAGAAGGACGUGCGGUCUCUAUUUAGCGUCUAUGGACAGCUUCGAUCAGUGCGCGUGCCGCAAAAAUUCGACCGAUCAACGCGUGGUUUUGCCUUUGCUGAUUUUGUAAGCGCUCGCGAGGCGGAAAAUGCAAUGGAUGCCCUAGAAAACACCCAUCUUUUGGGCCGGAAACUGGUUCUACAGUAUGCUUCUGAAGAGGCAAUUGACGCCGAAGAGGAGAUUCGCAAGAUAGAAAAGAAGACGGGCCAACAAGUAGACCGAGAAAAGCUGCAAAGCCUUACCGGAACGGGAAGGAAGAAGUUUGUUGUAGGGGCCGAGGAGGACUAA